AUGAAAACCUUUCUACUUUUAGCAAUUCUUGUGGUGGGUGUUCUUCUUUCUCUUUCUCCUGGUGUCUAUGGCUACACGAAGUCCGAGAUCACGUCGUGGUGCAACCAAACGCCCCAUCCGGAACCCUGUGAGCAGUUCUUGAGCCCUAACUCGAACUAUGGUCCCAUCAAACAGAAACCCGAUUUCGUGAAAGCUUUACUGAAAGUCACGUUAGAACGUGCAAAACAUGCAGGGUCGCACACGCUGACGCUCGGCCCAAAAUGCCGUAACGAGCGUGAGAAGGCUGCAUGGUCCGAUUGUUUGGAGCUGUAUGAAAACACUAUUGAUAGGAUCAGCAAAACCGUUGAUCCCACCAAGUGUAGCCAGGUUGACAUGCAAACCUGGCUUAGUUCAGCCCUCACGAAUAUCGAGACGUGUAGGGCUGGGUUUGAGGAGUUGGGUGUUAGCGACUACAUAUGGCCACUGAUGAACAAUAACGUUUCAUCUUUGAUUAGCAAUACGUUAGCAAUGAAUAAAGCACAAAAUUCAUCGUAUAGCGUCCCAAAGGAUAAAAAAUCAGGGUUUCCUGCUUGGGUGAAGCCAGGUGACCGGAAACUACUGCAAUCAUCGUCACCUCAAGCAAACAUAGUGGUGGCUCAGGAUGGCUCAGGUAACUACAAGACCAUUGGGGCCGCCAUAGCUGCGGCCGCAAAGAGGUCAGGGAGCGGGAGGUACGUGAUACGUGUGAAGGCAGGUGUUUACAAGGAAAACAUCGAAAUCGGUUCAAAAUUAAAGAACAUAAUGCUACUAGGAGAUGGCAUUGGGAAAACUAUUAUCACUGGUAGCAAAAGUGUUGGAGGAGGCACCACCACCUUCAAAUCAGCCACUCUUGCGGUGGUUGGAGACGGAUUUAUCGGCCGUGGCAUCACCGUUAGAAACACCGCGGGCCCACAAAACCACCAGGCCGUGGCGGUCCGUAGCGGCUCCGAUCUGUCGGUAUUCUACCAAUGCAGCUUCGAAGGGUACCAAGACACAUUAUACGUCCACUCCGAUCGACAAUUUUACCGAGAAUGCGAUGUUUACGGGACCGUCGAUUUCAUUUUCGGCAACGCUGCCGUGGUUUUCCAAAACUGCAACAUUUACGCCCGUAAACCGCCAAACAAGACCAACACGUUGACCGCUCAGGGGCGCACCGACCCAAACCAGAACACCGGAAUUUCAAUCCACAACUGCCGUGUCACAGCGGCCUCCGACCUAAAAGGUGUCACCGGCGUUAAAACGUACCUCGGGAGACCAUGGAAGCAAUACUCGAGAACGGUUUUCCUUAAAACGAGCCUCGAUAGUUUGAUCGAUCCCGCCGGAUGGAUGCCCUGGAGCGGCAAUUUCGCGUUAAGUACGUUGUAUUACGGCGAGUAUAUGAACACCGGUGGUGGUUCAUCAACGGCGAAAAGGGUUAAUUGGAAAGGUUACCAUGUGAUCACUAGUAGCAUCGAGGCGGCGAAGUUCACCGUCGGGAACUUUAUCUCCGGCGGCUCGUGGUUGCCGGCAACCAAUGUGCCAUUCACUUCUGGUCUGUAAUUCAAAUGUUCAUAUGUUGUAAUUUAU
This is a messenger RNA of Cynara cardunculus var. scolymus (artichoke), 1584 nucleotides long. RefSeq names its product pectinesterase 2-like. The transcript has 2 exons. Gene Ontology annotation, biological process: cell wall modification. Gene Ontology annotation, molecular function: pectinesterase inhibitor activity; pectinesterase activity. The record is from RefSeq and is a predicted model, not a curated record. The coding region runs from base 1 to 1557 and encodes 518 amino acids. NCBI's taxonomy places the organism in Eukaryota, Viridiplantae, Streptophyta, Magnoliopsida, Asterales, Asteraceae.